AUGCGGCAGGGCCGGGCCGCAGGGCUGGCGGGGCUGGCCGCGGUGCUCCUGGUGGCUGCAGGGAGAGCCCAGGUGCAGCAGGAGCCGUGGGCAGAGACCAGGGAUGGCACCGGCAUCAACAUCACCUGCUCACACCCCAACAUCCAGUCAAACGACUACAUCUAUUGGUACCGUCAUCUCCCGGGCCGAGGCCCCGCAUUCGUCGUGAGGGCUUAUAGUGGGUCCCAAGAUGUGACGGACCUAGCAGGGCGGCUAUCGGUGGCAGCAGAGCGCCGGUCCAGCGCCCUGUGGCUCGCCCAGCCCCGGCUUCGGGACGCGGCGGUGUAUUACUGCGCCCUGAGAGCCACGGGGAGAGGAGCCGGGGCUGCGGCCGGGCAGGAACCGUGGCGGGCGGUGCCGGGCGUGUGUGGCGGGGGCGAGGCAGGGGCACAGCCCCCAGGGGGCGAUGCCGCUCCGCCCGCCGGGACCACGUCGCCCCGCAGCCCCGGGGGGGGCCCCGCCAGCCCGGCCCCUCCAAGGCACUUCAGUUCUGCUGGAAGGGUCUGGAGCCUGGGUACAGCUGAACGGAGAUGGCACCAGCCUGGCAGAGGCGUGUCCAGGGAAGAGGCACUGAAACACAGCUCCUUUCUCCUGAGCCCUCCUUUUCCUCACGCUGCAACAAUCACCCUCUGGUACUGCCAACUUCAGGCCCCAACAAGGACCGUAUCAGGACAGUUUGGGUCCUUGGUUUAAUUCAGGGUAACAGUGUUAGGAGUGCCUCAGCGUGGCUGUCCAUUGACCACCUUGGGAUGUAUAGGAGAAGCAGACUGCUGUGAGGCUCCUGCUAGUGCCUGUCAGUGAGGGAUUUCCACCCCUGGACACUGCCAGGUCCUCCUGGGAGUCAGUGCUGGAGCCAGGCCCAUCUCCUCACACCUGUCUAUAAAGGCCUGCCAGCAUUGUCUCAGAAAUGCAUCGCAGAGGGGACAGAUUCCCAUCC
Cygnus olor (mute swan) is the source of this 976-nucleotide messenger RNA. RefSeq lists its product as uncharacterized. The record is from RefSeq and is a predicted model, not a curated record. Bases 1 to 732 code for a protein of 243 amino acids. The transcript has 2 exons. Lineage: Eukaryota; Metazoa; Chordata; Aves; Anseriformes; Anatidae. Gene Ontology annotation, biological process: response to bacterium.